Messenger RNA from Naegleria gruberi, 3294 nucleotides. Its product is annotated as rhoGEF domain-containing protein. The record is from RefSeq and is a predicted model, not a curated record. Gene Ontology annotation, molecular function: guanyl-nucleotide exchange factor activity; protein binding. The transcript is spliced from 3 exons. The coding region runs from base 1 to 3273 and encodes 1090 amino acids. Gene Ontology annotation, biological process: intracellular signal transduction. NCBI's taxonomy places the organism in Eukaryota, Heterolobosea, Eutetramitea, Acrasida, Naegleriidae.
AUGCCACAAGUCGAAACAAUGACAAGAGACAGCAACAAAGGAGUUGGAGGUAACGAACGAUCAUCAUCAACUCAAGCAUUAGUACUUUAUACGUUUGAAGCAUCUUCUUCAAAUGAAAUGUCAAUAAUCGAGAAUCAAAUAUUAACAGUUAUUAAAAGUGAUGAUGAUUGGACACUUUGUAAAAAUCCAGAAACAUCACAACUAGGUUAUGUUCCAACACAAUAUAUUCAAAUAAUUGUUAAACCUCAAAUUCGACCUCAACUAAAUGUUAGCCGAAAGGUUUCGAAUAAUCAACAAUCAACCACCACAACCAGUACAUCGAUCAAUGUUUCAUCAAACAAACAACAAGAAAGAAAUAAUUCUGAUCACGAAACUAAUCAAAAACCUCCACUUUCGGCUAGAAACAAAGUUUCGUCUACACAAGUACCAACCUCUUCUUCUUCAUCGAAUGAGACAAUAACAACUACAACACCAACAAUCAAUACCAAGUUAGCAGAUUCACAAAAAUCCUCAUCUCCACAAUCACCUGCCACAUCAACAUCAUCAACUGACAAUUUUACAUCUGUCAAACAAAGAAUUAAAUUCUUACAAGAACAUCAAUUACCAAUUCCUGGUGCAAAUAACACAACAAAUCAACAAGAUAAGUCAAAACGUGUUCAAUUUGUUCAAACUCCAAGAAAUCAAGAUUCUUCACCAAUUCCUAAUACUGUUAAUAAUAAUGUUAAUGUUAAUACUACUACUAAUAAUAAUACUGUUAAUAAUAAUACCAAUAAUAGUGGUAAUGGUAGUGGUAUUAAUCAAUCAUCAACAAUAGAGAGUGGUUCUUCGAGUGGAAAUGUUUCUGGAAGACCUCCAAAACCAAAAGGUUACUCAACUGGAACACCAAGUGGUAAUAACAAUGGUAAUAUUUCAGGAAUUAAUUCUAGUGGUUCAACAUCAGGAUCUUCAUCAUUGAAUGUUUCAACACCUCCAAGUGGAACUAGUCCAGUUCUCAAUAAUUAUUUACAAAUGUAUGGAGCUGUUCCAAUUUUACCAUUUGUAAAACCUAUGCAAACAAAGAAUUUGACUCCUGAUGAAACUUAUGAAAAUGCAGUGAAUAAUUCAAUUUCAAAUAAUCAAUAUAGUACUAGUGGUAGUUCAUUGAAUGGAAGUUCUGUGCCUACUUCUACACAAGAUUCCAAUUUAUUGGUUGAUACUCGUGUCGAGGAUAAGAAGGGAUUGGCUAAAUUGGGGAGAAGUUUAUCACGUAAAUUUAAAAAGAAUCAUAAGAAUCAUCACUCUGCAGCAACUCCAACGAGUGGAGAUGAUGAUGAGAUUAUUCAAUCAUCAACCACUGGUCAUACAGAUUACUUGAAAACAAGUCCUAGAGCAACUACUUCAUUCCAACAAUCACCAAUUACCUCACUAACUAAUGAAAAUGAAUUUGAUAAGCCAGCACUUCCUCCAAAGAAAACCAGAGGAAUUGAAGAGGAAUUAGAUGCAGCCGAUAAGAGAAAAACUCUUCCAGUCAACAUGAGAAAUGAUCUAUUCCAAAAGAUGCACAGUCAAUUGAAAAUGCAAUCAUUCACAGGUGACAAUGCUCCUUCACUUUCUCGAACUGGAAGUAUUCUUCAAACAACACAGGCUGAAGAUGAUGUUCAAUUCAUCAAUGAAAUAAGAAAACCAUCAAUGAGCAAAUCAGUUGCUGUAAAAUUAAUUGCUGACAAGAUGAAAUUCUAUAAUAACUAUAGAUUAAUGAAAUACUAUCUCCAAAAAGAUGAAUCUCUCAAGAAUGCCAGAAUAAGAAAGCAAAAGGUGUUGGAAAUUGUUAGUACAGAAAGAGAUUAUGUACAAAAUAUUCAUAUUUGUGUUGAUGAAUUCCUAGCUCCAAUGAGAACAAAUCCAAAGAAGUUUGGUGUUAAAAACGAGCAAUUGGAUGUUCUCUUCUUGAAUAUUCUCCAAAUUUUACAAUGUAAUCAAGAAUUAUUGAAGAGAUUGAAUGAACAAGUCAAUGAAAAUCAACAAGGAAGAACAACAUGUGUGAGGAUUGGUAUUGUCUUUAGAGAAAUGGCUGUGUGGUUCAAACUCUACACAGAUUAUAUCAAUAACCAUGAGUCUGCCACCAGCACUUAUGAUUCACUGAUUGAGAGAAAGAAAAAGUUUGCUGCCUACAUUGAAAAGCAACAAAAUAAUCCAAAAUGUAAAAAUUUACCACUUGCUGCCUAUUUAAUUCAACCUGUUCAAAGAAUUCCAAGAUAUAGACUUUUACUUGCUGACGUUAUAAAAUUGACACCAACAGAUCACGUUGAUUUUGAUGAUCUGCAAAAGGGUUAUCAAGCAAUUCUUGAAAUUGCUGAUUGGGUCAAUGAAAGAAAGAGAGAGAAUGAAAAUCAACACUCUCUCACUAAAUUACAACUCAAAUUAACCGAUUCAGAAUUUAAACAAAUUUUCCUUCCUCAUAGAAAGUUAAUUUCCAAGACUGAAACAUUGAAAUCAACAAUAACUUUUAAGGAUCAUGAAUCUGAUUUUGACAAGUAUUUUGCAUUUAACAGACAAACAGAAGCUUACUUGUUUUCUGAUAUGUUAAUCAUAGCACUUGGAGAACAAGUUGAUACUUCACAAGCUCUCUCCCAGCAACACAUUAUUAUGAGAGAAAAUUUGGUAAUCAUUUACUUUGUAUUUGUAAAAAUUGUAAAAGUAGAAUAUAUGCAACCAGUUGAGGAUGCUCCAGCACAAACUGAUUCAGUUCCAAAUAUGGUUCAAAUAGCAUAUGGAUUGAGAGGAAAGGAUUUAAUGUUUGAAUUCAAUUUAGAAUCAUGUGAUAACCAUUUCUCUAAAAAGAUUCUCUCCUGUAUUAAUACAUGUAAGAAGAAUGUCUCAAAUAAGACAGGCAUGGAUCCAGAAAGUCUAUUUGGUGUCUCUGCUCAAUUCAAUAGAAUUUUGAGAUCGAUACCAGAAAUUAAAGAUCAAAUGAAAAGAAAAAAGGAAAAGGCAACUAGAAUGCAAGCUGAAAUAACGACCAUAUCUAAGGAAAUUGAAAGAAAAGAACAGGAAGUUCUCAGAUUAUUGGAAGAAAUCAAUAAUUUGAAAGAACAAAAGAUGCAAAAUGAAUUGGGAAUUUCAGAGGCAGAACAAGACUCUGUUAAAUCUUCCUCAGAUUUCAAACAAGUAGCAGAAGAAAAGAAGAAAUGUCAGGAAAAUGUCUUUACAAUUCUUGGAAAUGAUUUAUUUGCAUACACUGAAAUGUUCGGUUCAAUUUCAAAUCGAGACGAUCCUAAAAUACUAAUGGAUUAAAUAAAUAAUGAAAGUUGUUUU